Messenger RNA from Porites lobata, 1773 nucleotides. The record is from the annotation of a GenBank genome assembly. NCBI's taxonomy places the organism in Eukaryota, Metazoa, Cnidaria, Anthozoa, Scleractinia, Poritidae.
AUGCAGCGACUGCAUAUAGCAGAACCCUUACCCGAUGAAGUUCUUCCAACAGAGCCACUACAUGACAUGAAAGAACACACCUGCGAUGUGGUAUCUGAAAUAAAGGACCACCUUUCUCAAGAAGAGAAACAACUAUGUGAAAAGACCAUUGAAUUUGUAGUCCAAACCAAAGAGCAUUUUUGUGGUUCUGAUCGAGAGAUGGCUAUUGUGCUUUCCAAACAACUGACAGGUUUGCAACAACUUUGUUGUAUAUGUAUACAAUUCUAAUGUAAUCUUCCUCAACACAGCCGUCUACUGUUAUGAACAGUUACACACAUGCAUGUACAGAAGAAACUGAUUAUUUCCAAAAUAGAAUUUACUCUUUUUUCCCUUUUCCUUCUUUAAUUUGUAUUUUGUUAUCACUUUAAUAUAAAUAUGUAAUGAAAUGUACUGUUUGUGAAGUUGUUAAUGAAGGUUAUUUUAAAAAAUAUCCAAAAUAAAAAAUUAACAAUCAUGCAGUCAUUAUUAUCAUGAUUAUAAUAUUAUCAUCGUUUUCAGAGGACUUGUGACAAAUAUAACAAACUUUUAGAGCAGAAAAUACUUACAUUAAUACAGUGACUUUCCUGAUCCUCUCACUGAAUGACAAGUUCAAAAGAGAAAAAUUCAUUAGGCAGUAUCAAAAAUAAGUAAAAAAGAAAAAUUAAAAAUUAUAUCCAUAUAAAGUAUAUAAAUAAAAAGUCUAUCAAGCAACCCUAGCACCAUAUGAUGUCUUCAUAUAUUCAUUAUUCAACAGGAUUUUUGAGUGAUAAGGUGCAGACCCUUUUUGACACUAUGACAGAAAUAUCAAGCAUUCUAUAUUCAAGGCCAGAGAAGUGCUGUCAAAAAAGCAUUUUAAGACUCCACAAUCAGACCUUUCUUCAUGCCAUUGCCUGUGAGGAGGUCUUUGGGAGGCCGCAAGCUCUCUGUGAGAAGUUUUAUGAGCGGUACUUUCAUUCUUUGGUUGUACAUGCUCCCAUCCAACACCGUAUUAUCUGUCUUAGGUCAACAAACACAGAGCAGCAAGAACGUCACUUCAAUGCCUUUUUAAGUAUCUCUGCGGCAAUAUCAAGCAGAAGACCUGGUGAAAUCAUAACCCCUGGAAUCAUUAGAAUGCAAGCUGAGGUUAAGUCUGAGGAGAGCAAGCAGCGAGACAUACUGAAAGAGCAAGAGUCUAGACUUGGGAAGCUGGCAUGCCAUUUGCCUAAAGCACAAAACACCAUCAUACCACACAGAAUCAUACUUAAGUACCUACAUGCAUUUCAAGCACAUCUUGAAAAAAUAGCUGAUUUUCUCCAUUGUGGUGAAGGCAUCUGGUGGUGGUAUAUCAUGGCAGGUGUUGAAUUCCUAGAUGGUCCUGGUGAAAAGGAAAGCCAGGAUGAUGGCCCACCACGUCAUCACUUUCGUACUCAUACACUCAAGUCUGAAGAGAAAUACUUAAAAGAUUGUUGGAAGGAGUGCAUAACCAAUGGGAUUCCCAUCCCUCACCCUCCAGUGAGAAUCUGUGACGGCGACGGCAAUUUGCAAUACAUAAAAUAUACAAGGUUUCUAAAAGAUGAUGAUUCCACUGAUGAUGAGAGUAGUGACGAAGAAGUAAAUGAAAAUGACACCAUCUACGAAAAUGACAUUUCUGACACUCAACAAAUGAGGAAGAACUUGAAGACAUUUAUGAUUUCCAGCAAGUGGGAGAAUGUCUUAUGGAGUGUGCUCAAGAAGAAAAUUUGGACGAGACUUGUCAUAACGAAGAAGACUUCUUAA